AUGCUCGACGCGCACCACGUGCAACCUUUUGUCGCGCCCAACACGGGGCCGCGUUCAAAGCCCUGGGCGACUCGGCUCGCCUCCUGCUUUCAGCUCAGCCCCUCCGGUUUCGGGGCUCCCACGGCCAACAAACGAUCCCGGCCGCAGCUUCUCCCUCUGCACAAUGGGAGCAACAACUGCCAGCUGCGGCAGGGGGAGGGGAGCUGGGAGUACUACGUGAACGACGCGCCGCGGAUCGUGCUGAACAAGCUGGAGAGCUGCGGAUACCGGGUGGUGGGCAUGACCGGCGUGGGGCAGACUCUGGUGUGGUGCCUCCACAAGGAAUAG
Molecule: messenger RNA, 327 nt
Organism: Eurypyga helias (sunbittern)
Lineage: Eukaryota; Metazoa; Chordata; Aves; Eurypygiformes; Eurypygidae
Gene: GCHFR
Product: GTP cyclohydrolase I feedback regulator
Exons: 2
Coding region: 1-327 (108 amino acids)
Biological process (GO): negative regulation of biosynthetic process
Cellular component (GO): nucleus; cytoplasm
Molecular function (GO): GTP cyclohydrolase binding
Source: RefSeq, a predicted model, not a curated record